Messenger RNA from Cavenderia fasciculata, 1407 nucleotides. RefSeq lists its product as uncharacterized. The coding region runs from base 1 to 1407 and encodes 468 amino acids. Gene Ontology annotation, cellular component: U5 snRNP. The transcript has 2 exons. Gene Ontology annotation, molecular function: protein binding. The record is from RefSeq and is a predicted model, not a curated record. NCBI's taxonomy places the organism in Eukaryota, Evosea, Eumycetozoa, Acytosteliales, Cavenderiaceae.
AUGAACAACCAUCAUAAAAGAAAAGCAAAUGAUGGUGAUGAUGAUGGUGUUAGCGAUGAUGACAAUGUAACAUUCAAUGUUGUCUCUGAUACUCCUUCACAACAUAUAGAAAAGAAGGUUAGGUUCAGAGUUGAAGAGGAGACAUCUAAUAAUAAUAGUGAUAAUAAUAAUAAUAAUAAUAGUAAUAAUAAUAAGAUAUUAGAUGAUGAAUUUGAAAGGAAAAUAUUGGAGCAGAUGAAAAAGGGAGAUGAGAAACAAAAGAGGAGAGAUGCAGAGGAAGCACAGAGAAAGAAGUUGUUCAGGUCGACUCAAGGUCUACGUGAAGCUGGUAAAGAGGUGGUCUCUGAAGAUGGUGUCAUUCGUAAAGUAGAAGGUGAAAUAGAUGAUGAUGACAAUCAAUAUGACAAUGACCAAGACCAAGACAUGAAUGGUAAUGGUGAAAGACAUAUAAGCGAUAAAUUCUCCUCUGGUGUAGCAACUAUACCAAGUGAUUGGAAUAGAUCUUCAUCAAAGACAUCAUCAAAAACAUCAUCAUCAAAGAGAAAUGAAGAUAGUGAUGAUGAUAAUGAUGGAGAGGAGGAUGAUGAAGAUGAAAACGAUAAAGAUAGACAAGAAGUAAAUGGAGAAGUUGAAAUCAUGCCAUUCAAUCUACACGAAGAAAGAGAAAGAGGACGGUUUAAAGAAGAUGGUACCUAUCAACGUGAAGAUCAAGAUCGAGAGGAAGACGCUUGGUUACGUGAAUACGACAAGACCAACAAACUCCCAAAACUAAGUAAAAAGGAAAUAGAAAAGAGUGAGAUGCUUGGCAUGGACGAUGACGACGAAGAUCAAUGGGACAAGGAAGACAAUGACCGAAAGAAACAAUCUAGAUCGGUUGAAGCACGUAUUGCUAAAAAACAAGCACUCACUACUGUUUUGGAUAUAUUGUUGGAUGGAGAAACCGUCACUUCAGCAAUCCGUAGAUUAGGUUCUUCAACCAAGAAACCUAUAAUCAAGAAAAAGAACCAAAACCAAAAACAAACCACCAAUGACACUACUAAGACAGCAAUCGAUGUUGAAAGAGAACAAUUAAAACAAGAAUCAUUUUCAAAAUUAACAACUGCAGUUGAUUAUUUAUUAUCAAAUGGUUUUAUUAAUAUUUAUCAAGACAAAAAAGAAAAUGUACAAAAUUAUUAUAAUAGGGAUUUUGGAGAUACUACAACUACAACUAAUACAACCACUUCAACUACCAAUUCAACACAAAAAUGGGAAUACAAAGGAUUAGAUGGAAAUAUUUAUGGACCAUUUGGAAAUGAUGAAAUGAGAGAAUGGAAAGCAGGUGGAUUCUUUACUGGACAAAAUGUUAUUUGUCGUAUAGUAGGUGCCCCAGAAACUACUUUUAAAUUAAUAGAUGAUAUUCAAUUUUAA